AAAAUACCGUUAUCUGUCUGAAUUAAUUUUAGUGUGCAGAUUAAUGUUACAAGUGAUACUAAGUGCUAGUGAGUUACUUCUAUUUAAGUUUAGCGAUGUAUGAGUUCUAACAAGUGUGAUAAGGACAUGUGGUUCUAUUCCAGUGAUUUUGGGAUCUCAUACAUUCCAUACCGUGCAGAGCUGCUAAGUAUCUUCCCACCAGCAUCACCUGAGGAUGAGAUAAACUGGAUCGCAGCAUCUGACACAUUCCCACGUUUCAUGCAUUUGCUUGCAUUCCGAUCUUUCAGGCACAAUGUGCUGCCUGGUUUGGUAGUCAGCUUGGAUGCCUUCCCUGAGAGUGUGGCGUCAUACUCAAGUUUAUCACUGAUCUCGUACCUGGAAGCUCAUCAUCUGGAGCUGGAAGAACUUUGUCUAAAAAUCAUUGUAAUUUUCCUACGCCACCAGAAGGUCGACAGGAUCACUGUUCCAUUACUUGGUUUUCUGGAUCGUCUGUUUAGCUCAGGCUGCCUUCGUUCUGUCUUGGAAAACCCUCACUCGGAAUUCGCAUCUUGCUUACUGCGUCAAACGGAGUGUGAGAUUGGCAACACUCGUAAUGUGAUCAAACUAUUAAGAAGUGUGGGUGUAUUCUGUCAUUUGCUUCAGGUAAGUCAACCUGGUCCUCUUCUAAUGCUUUUUUCCCUUAUUCUUCAUUUCUGGAAUGGUAAAGUUCACACAUGUCUGUAUGUUCAUGUGAUCACCAUAUUUGUAUUUUAAAAGUACGUUUUUUCUUAUAUUUAAUUAUAAUCUUUGACAUUAGUACUUUUUCUAGUGUUAUGCUUUGAUUGACUUUAAUUUUCUUGAACAUGUU
Molecule: messenger RNA, 847 nt
Organism: Zootermopsis nevadensis
Lineage: Eukaryota; Metazoa; Arthropoda; Insecta; Blattodea; Termopsidae
Source: RefSeq, a predicted model, not a curated record